Molecule: messenger RNA, 2286 nt
Organism: Aspergillus pseudoviridinutans
Lineage: Eukaryota; Fungi; Ascomycota; Eurotiomycetes; Eurotiales; Aspergillaceae
Product: fungal specific transcription factor domain-containing protein
Exons: 5
Coding region: 1-2286 (761 amino acids)
Biological process (GO): positive regulation of transcription by RNA polymerase II; DNA-templated transcription
Molecular function (GO): DNA-binding transcription factor activity, RNA polymerase II-specific; sequence-specific DNA binding; zinc ion binding
Source: RefSeq, a predicted model, not a curated record
AUGGGACCCGAAGACGGCAGUGCCCCGCCACUCAGGAAGGUCCGGUCGGCAUGCCGCCGAUGCCGCCAGAAACGUGUCAAGAAUUUGGCCACCCUAUGUCCCGAGUUUGACCUGUCGCAGGGGCCAAAGGUCAAUGCAAACUUUAUGGAGAGCUUGAACGUGCCGCAGGACCGCCUGAACACCAUGAAUAUCGCUUCCGUCCCACGAAGACGUAUCUCAGAACCUCCCAGUAACGACGAAAGUCUGGAAGAUGCAGCGGCGAAUAAACGCUCUCACUCGGUGAUGGAGUCGGACGCCGACUCCCCACUUUCUGCCAAAGCACGCUCUGUGGCGAUCGAUCUCGGGAUGCUUUCAUUGCAAUCAGACUCGCGUCAGAAGCACUAUCUGGGGUCAUCCUCUGGACUACUCUUCGCCAAGCUCAUGGGUCUAGAUAAUGACAUACGACCGGAACAAGGCGCAAGCCAAGCACGUCGACUUACUCCGCAGAGGAUAUCAGCCGAGAUCUACCGGUCUCUCUAUGAUCAAUUGCGACAGGAUCUCCCAUCCCCUGAAGAAGCAUGCCUUUUAUUAGAAGUUUACUUCCAAAAUGUCCACGUCGAUCAGCCAUUCCUCCACCCUGCAUCCUUGAUCAACGCAUAUCAUGCAUUGUACAUGUGUGCUCAGGCAGGGCAUAAUGAUUCAGUGGAUCGGAAUGGUUGGAUUGAUUCCGUUGGUCCAUUUAGCUACAAUGGUCGGAUGGAUAUGGUUGCAGGCUAUAUCAGCACCCCGAUUUCUAUUGCCACUGCCGUAUUCCAUGUCUUCAUGGCAUUUUCUUUGUCGGCAACGAUACUGACAAGGAAGAAAAACUACGAUUACUCUCCCACUCGCUUCCAUCGUAUGGCGAUGUUAACGGCCUCGGAAACAUUUUCCAAUAUCUCAGUCACAUCGCUGCAAGCCAUCUUAUUGCUAGCUUUGCAGAGUCUUACCGAGCCCGCCGCUGUGAAUCUGUGGACAUUAACCCACAUUGCAAUGUCACACUGUAUAGACCUGGGACUUCACCGGGAGCCAAGCGUAUCUGACUUGCCAGCUGGUGCGAGAGCUCUGCUGAGAUUCAUUUUUUACACUGUUUACUCCCUGGAUCGGUCUGUUGCCACCAUCCAAGGUCGCCCACUGGGAAUUCGUGAUGAAACCUUCGACAUUCGACCACCAGAUGAAUCGGAUGUUACAGAAGUUAUGUCCUUGGCAGGCAGUGAUUUAAUUAUCAAGCUGCCGAUGCAUCAGGUUCUCGCGCUGUCAAUAUCAAGGUUCCGACUAGACCAGCACAUAUCACAGAUCAAGCUGUUGCUAUACCAUCUACCAACGCGGAACCAAAGCUUUGUCUGGCCGACAAAUCUCUCAGAGAUUCAAACCAGGAUCAAGUCCGAGCUUGACCACUGGCUUCUCAGUGUUCAAAGAAUUGUCCCAGCCGAUGAUGUGACUGAUGAUGAGAAGCUCGACUUUCAAAUCCAGAAGAUGAGACAUGAACAAUUGUACCAUUCCGCCAUUUCUCUUCUUUUCCAGCCGUCUCAAAUGUUCCCAUCGCCCAGCCAGGAAGCAUUGAGACUAUGCUAUCAGAGUUGCAGCAAGCGCUUACAAAUAUAUGAUGCAGUCAGCAAUCAGGACAUGCUCUAUUAUAAUUGGCGCAACAUCCACGGGAUCUUCUCCUCCGGCGCAACUAUUGUGUACUGUGCUUGGGCUUCGCGAGAUCUACAACGUACACUGCCCUUUGCAAAAUUGCUCCGCGACUUGCGAACCUGCUCCAACCAUCUUAGUAUCGGUAGCCAGUGGUGGCCUUCCGUGCGCAGUGGCAAAGAGAGUUUCGAGAUGAUGAUCGACUUGAUCAUCAAAUAUUUCAGCGACAUACAGCUCCAGAUUCAAGAUUUACCUCCACCACCUCAGAAGCAACAACGACCUACCAGCUCUCGAACAGAAAGCUCGCUGCUUCCCCCUUCCUAUAGUAGCGUCUCUGGCAUAGAAGAAUAUCCAUCCGGGCCAGAGACUUCCCGUGGUAACCAGGAACAAAUGCGGCCUGGUCAAUCUGUUUUCAAUGAUCAAACACAAUUAUUUGCGACAUUGAACGAGGCACAACCAUCAUUCGGAAAUAUGGACAUUUCUACGUCGGCAAAUUCCUUACAAGAGUUCGAUAUGCCGACAAUCGAAGCUGCCAUGGAAAGCUUUAUGGCGGAGUACUUGCAUGAAGACUGGGGAUGGGAUCCUUUCUCGAGUUCUACAGGGGUGUUUGACAACCAAGGCUCUGGACCUGUGUAG